AUGGGCAAGAUGGCUCGACAGCGCCGCGAAAAGGCCGCCGGCACCAUCAAGCUGGCCCACCCCGACCGCUCCGAUCCCACCGAAGACACUCUGCUCCAGAUGGCCCACGAACGCGGCCUCUUCCAGCAGGCCGACGCCGAUCCAAGAAACAAGACGACGUCCAGAUCGACGCCCGCCGCCAACAGUGAAGACGAAGACGAUGCCGCUGAUGCCGACGCCGACGGCACGGGCGAGCUGUCGCCCACGGCCGAGCGCAUCAUGGACUCGCUCCUCUGGACCGUCAGCCUCGCCAUGCUGCACUUUACCCUCGAUGUCGUCGUGCAGCAUCAGUACGGCAUCGACAUUGACUGGCACGCCAUCAUCCUCCGCGCGCUGCAAGCUUUUGCCGCCCUGCUUGUGCUCUUCUACGUCCUCCACGCCCACCCCUCGAAGCCGACCUUCGUCCCGCGCCUGCCUCUCCGGUACCAAGAUCCUCUCCGCCAGCUCCUCUUUUUUACCAUGGGCGUCACGUCCGGUUGCUACCUGAUCUACAUCACCAACACCUUUGGCUACCUCGCCGUCAUGAAAAAGGCCCCCACGCUGGGCUGCCUCUGGGUCUGGGCCGUCAUUGAGCUGCCCUUGGGCCCGGCCGCUGCGAGCCUUGUCAUCUGCGCCGCAUUCCUGUGGCAGGGCGGCUAUGACAUCAAAUAA
Messenger RNA from Verticillium alfalfae VaMs.102, 690 nucleotides. RefSeq lists its product as hypothetical. The record is from RefSeq and is a predicted model, not a curated record. The coding region runs from base 1 to 690 and encodes 229 amino acids. The transcript has 2 exons. Lineage: Eukaryota; Fungi; Ascomycota; Sordariomycetes; Glomerellales; Plectosphaerellaceae.